Molecule: messenger RNA, 1159 nt
Organism: Lucilia cuprina (Australian sheep blowfly)
Lineage: Eukaryota; Metazoa; Arthropoda; Insecta; Diptera; Calliphoridae
Exons: 2
Coding region: 88-1104 (338 amino acids)
Source: RefSeq, a predicted model, not a curated record
AGAUCUUAUUUUCAGGAUGCGCGUAUUAUAAAAUAAUUAUUAUUACUGUAUUAUCGGAAAAAGAAGAUUAUUGAUAAAAAUCAUAAAAUGGAUUUAAGCAAAACUACAUUGCAGGACAUAGACAACAGGAAAACUGAAAAAUUGUUAAAUGAAAAUCAGGACCAAGACAAUUUUUUUAUUAAAAAUAAUUCUAUUUGUAAUCCAAUCAGUCAUGAGUCAAUGAAAAAAUCUGGUGACACCUACGAUUUAGUUAAUGAUUUCAAAACUGAAUCACAUUACAAUCAAAAGGAGUCAUGUAAUGAAACACAAAACGCAAUCAAUUUAAAAUAUAAACAAUUGGAACACAGCGAAUUGCUGAAUCGUUAUAGUAGGAACACUACCACUCCAGUAAUUGAUAUCGAUGUGUCAUCAACUAUAAAUGAUUUAUGUAACUUGGAAACAAAUAAAGUAAAUAAUGUUAAAUAUGGAUUUCCAAACAUAACGAAUAACGAUUCUAAACUUGAACAAGCAAGCAAAUUAGGAAACAUAUUAAAAAUCCAAUCAUCUAUAUGUUUAAAUCCAAAUAUAAGCGACAUAAAAACAGUUGAUGAACAAUUUAAUAAUAAAUUAACAAAUAAUGAUGUAACGGCUCCUUCGCAUAUAAUAAAUAACAAUGUUGAAACUCAGAAGAGGACUCAACAAGAACAUAAAAAGGACAAAAUUAUAGGAGAUGUAGAAACGAUUGAAAAAAUUGCGGAAAUGAUUGAAAUAAAUAACAAAAAUACGAAUGAAAGUAAUCUAAAAUCAAAAAAAAAGCUUCAAAUAUUAAUGUCUCGAAACUGUAUGGAGAAGCAUUGGAAUAAAUGUGCUGAUAAAUCUACAAGUAUUGAAAAAGAUAAUAGCCCAAUAAAAUUAAGUGAAGAUGUUACGGAUAUUAACAAAAAACAAUCUUUAACUAAUCUAAACCAAAAAAUUGAAUGUGAACCAGAGUUGCAAAGUACAUCUGAUAUUCAACAUGAUAUUGAAAUGAUUGAUAAUAAUGAGCAAUCAGAUGGGAAUUGUUUAGCAAAAAGCCGAUUUGAAGAGGUAUGUACUACUGUUUAUUCGAACUCAUUACGUUUGUAAAUUAUCUUAAUUUAUAAAAUUUCGACUAUCUUGAAGUUCAGAACAAAAUUUUGGU